Molecule: messenger RNA, 1588 nt
Organism: Pseudoliparis swirei
Lineage: Eukaryota; Metazoa; Chordata; Actinopteri; Perciformes; Liparidae
Gene: clns1a
Product: chloride channel, nucleotide-sensitive, 1A
Exons: 7
Coding region: 365-1129 (254 amino acids)
Biological process (GO): mRNA cis splicing, via spliceosome; spliceosomal snRNP assembly; chloride transport
Cellular component (GO): pICln-Sm protein complex; plasma membrane; cytosol
Source: RefSeq, a predicted model, not a curated record
GUGCCUCCGAACCACGCGUAUGAAGUGGCUGUCACGUCACACUCUAACGUCUUGCCGCGAUAUUUCAUCUGUGAAAGGUCGACACUUCUCGAGGCUCAACGAGGUUUAGCAAACUUCCACACCGCCCGCGUCGGCUCGAGUGGUUGUGUUAAUCCCGGAGAAGAAGCGCACAGCCCGGCUCUCGGUUUAUCUCCCUCCACCCGUCGAGCGUUCAUUUUCUAAAAGUUUUAUCACGGGUGAGAUUAGCGAGCUUUUUGUGGCACGAAAGAGGUCAAACGGCGUCUUGUUGACAGCGGAGUCCGGUUUCUGUCCUCUCCCGCCGCCUCUUCUAGCGGUUCCGCAGACGUCUACGGUCCCGCGGACGAUGGUUCUACUGACGCACCUCCGUCCGCCCACCGAGGGAGUGCGGCACGAGCAAGCCGAGACCACCGCGGUGAUGGACGGCCAGAAGGUGGGAUGCGGCACGCUGUUCGUCGCCGAAACGCGCCUGUCAUGGUUUGACGGCUCGGGGAUGGGUUUCUCUCUGGAGUACCCCACCAUCGGCUUGCACGCCAUCUCCAGGGACGUCAGCGCUUACCCACAGGAGCACCUGUACGUCAUGGUCAACGGCAAACUCACAGGUGAGAACGGGGCAGCGGCUUCAGAAGGAGCGGCCGAUAUCGAAGAAGAAGAAGAAGAUGCCGACGGCGGCAAUAACGACGGCGAUGAUGAAGAUGAUUUAGGCGCCAUCACAGAGAUCCGGUUCGUGCCCAGCGACCAGGGGGCAUUGGAGGCCAUGUUCGCAGCGAUGUGCGAGUGCCAGGCGCUGCACCCCGACCUCGAGGACGACGACGACGACUCCGACGACAACGACUUCGAAGGACAAGAGUACAACGUGGAGGAGGCCGAGCACGGCCACGCCGACAUCCCCACCUUCUACACCUGUGACGAGGGUCUGUCGUCCCUCACGCAUGAAGGCCACGCCACGCUGGAGAGGCUGGAGGGCAUGUUGGCCCAGUCGGUCACUCAGCAGUACCAAAUGGCCGGGGUCCGGACCGAAGAAACCAACCCCGAACACGAAGACAGUAUGGAGGUGGACGCAGCAGCGAUGGAGGCCGGUCAGUUUGAGGACGCAGACGUCGACCACUGAUGGAAGGCCCCGAAGAGGCCGGCUGAAGCACCGAUGCAGUGUUGCAUCAUGGGAUUGGAGGAGAGGACAGCAGCACUUCUCGAACGCUCCCGGCUCUUACUCUCUUCAGAAACAAAAAAUGUUCCCCGUGUCCUUAAACGUCAUCUUACUUGUCUCUUUUUGUAGCUCGCCACAUUUUCUCUCACUUCAUCGGAAGUCGCGUGUUGCUUUUUGUGGCUUUUUUUUAGUCGCAUUCAUCUCUACUAAUUUGUCCAAACCAUAUUCUUAAAGUAUGCCGUAGACAGUUAAAUCGGCUACUGUAGACUUUUGAGAUGAAGCCCACAUCCUGUUAACUGCAUAAACAAAACGAUGACUUUGUUUGUUUUGUACCUAACGACCAAUUUAAUAUCAGAUUUUCCUGCUGAGGAAAACAAAUGUCUUUGUAUUAAACUGUCAAUAAAUGCAUAGUUUUUCUAUCUA